CGAUGGUACCGGAGAUCCAGCCUGAGCCAGCCGGCUUGAAAUACCGAAAAUACGACGAUUUUUUCGCAAUAAUUACAGUAAUUCCGAGAGUGUAUCGAGUUUAAAUUAAAUCCAGCAAUAAUUAUUUUUAAUCAAAAUAAAAAAUGGCCGUGGACUUGAAGCUGCAGCUGAAACUGAAAACUCUGCUGACCAAGUUCAUGGUGCAUGACCACGAAGUGAUCGACGACACGUGUUUGGAGAAGCUCCUGACGCAACUCUCCAAGGAUGAGUACACUGCGGCGCUUCUGGACAUUCAGGAGUGCCGUGCGUUCUGCGAGUGUGCGCUGCAGUCCUUCGAGAAGGGCGCCGUCGGAGACACGCUGCUCUCGUUCUCGCUGCGUCUGCACGGCCUGGUGAUCAAGAACGAGCAGACCUUUUCCUUGGUCGAGGUGCGCGAGUCGACAGAGAGGAUCACCUCGUCGCCUCGGUGGAUCGUGACCAAUAAUGUCUCCAUCCAGUUCUCCUUCGUCCAGAUGGUGUCCUUCCUCCUCAGUCACAACGCCGGCGUCACAUUUCUCGAAAACUCAGAUAUCUGGAGGACGGUGAAGAAGCUGUACGAAAAAAACAGCAGCAUCUACGUGUCCCGCGAGUGCCAGACUUUCCUAAAAAAUUUCAUCAUGAAAGCGAGCCCCUCGAAGCGUGAGUUGUGCAGCGAAAUCCUUCAGGGUGCGCUAGACACCCUCGAAAGCAACAAAACGGACCUGAACGCGGCCGCCGACUUGCUAAUUUCGGUGCUCGAAGAGACCUUGCGAGAAAACAAGCCGGGCGUGUGUGCCCUGGUGCGGCAGCGGCUCAAGCCGAUUUGCAGUGACUUGUUGAGCAUCGCGAAUUUGGACAAAGUGGUGCUUGUGAAAGUGGCCAAACUGGAGCUGCUGCUGCUCUUCUGCGCGGUGCAGCCGACCGACGAGGCGCUGCAAGCGCUCGAGCACGACUCGCUCGAGCUCAUCCGCCGGCUGGUGGUGCUCAAGGAAAUCGCCACCGUGCAGGUCCUCACCGCCCACUGCCAGAUAUACUGGAAAAUCGUGCAGCCCCGCGUGCAGUGCGUACACAGAAAGUACUCGUACGACGUCCAAAUCGUCUACGUACAGUUGAUGCCUGUGAUGAAAAACAAAAACGACGACAUCGACAUCAAAGAAGCCAUCAAGAACUUCUUGGAGAACCUGUGUUGCUGCACGAGUUCGGAGACGCAGGUGGCCGGCUGCUACUUCCGCAAACUGUGCUUCAGCCAGACCGACCACCAGAAAAUCGCCUGCAGAAGCAUCCACUCCCUCCUCCAGCUCAAGGACGUCUUGGAAAGGUCGACGAGUUUGAAGGUGUUUCGGGCGUUGAUGUGCAUCGUGGUGCAGCUGGUGAGCAGCAACAACAACGAAAUCAUCGAGAUCCAGGAGAGUGGCUUGAUGAAGACGGCUCUGGAGGCGUUGAUCAAGAUGAUGGACCAUUUCCACUUCACCUGGACCGAGAGCUUCGAGACGGUCGAGAUUCUGCACUACAUGCAAGAUUUGCUCUGCGAGACUGCUCUGGAAGACCAACAGAUCUGUCUUAUCUUGCAAGUAAUGCGACGGGCCGUGGAGGAUUUCCUGCCGCCCAACCUGGCCCUGCUCACGAACACUCUGGAGGGAAAUUUGCAAAACCUGGGGCCGCAGCUGUAUAAAUGUCUGCAGAGUUCGAGCUGGGAGGUGCGGGACAGCGCCCUCGAAGUCGUCGCAGUCGUAGCUAAAAUCUCCAUUGACAAGUUCCCAGCAUUCCAGGACCACCUGAUUCAGCACAGUCUGUGCGGUCAGGUCGUGUCGAUGGCUCAGGGCGACUCGGACGGCUACGUUCGCAGCUCGGCGCUGAAAUGCCUGUCGACCAUGGUGGCCGUGCCGCACUACUGGGACAGGUGUCUCAAGGAGCAAAACGUGCCGCACCUUCUCACCACCAUCCUCUGCCAGGACUCGGAAGGGCUCGUCCGACACCCUGCCGCCUCGCUUGCCACCGCCAUGUUGCAGUACGACAGACUCAAAUCUGAUGAAAAGGAGAAUCUGUACCUGGUGAUGGCGUCGGCGGCGGCGACGGACCUGCACUGGGAGGUGAAAGUAGGCGCCUUGCUCUUCUGGGAGACGGUGAUGAAGCAGCAGCUGACAGCCCAAGGAAUGAUCGACGGCAAAUUCCCCGACGUGACCUUCAGCAGCACGACGCGGCGGAUCGUGACGCUGGACAAGCGCGAGGUGCAGAACCGGCUGCAGCAGGUGCUGAACGAGCUGUCGCGCGUCCGCUGCCUCUCGGUGCUGCUCUCCGCGCUCGACGACCCGGACCUGCACGUCGUGAGGAAGGCGGCUGAAAUUGUCAAGCACUUUCUGCAGCAGCUCGACGAGCACGGUCUCUUGGUCAAAGGGACAAAUUCGGAACAGCAAAACGACUCGAUUGCGCAAGAAAAACCCGUCACCAAAGAAAUUCCUGCGAACCGAGCGUCCGACAGCGACGUGGCGAUGGAGAGCGCCAACAGCAACAGCGUGAUCGACGGCAUCGUGGGCGCGUCGGACCUGUCGCUGCUGGCGGCGGUGUGCCGCACGCAGCUGCAGGUGUCGGAAAUGCAGCCGGCGGCGCCGCAGCAGGUGCUGCUCGUGUCGGCGGACGACUUCCUGAAGGCGGCCGGCGCCAUGGACGUGGACCAGAUCGUCAGCUGCAAGGAGGACUGGCUCUUCCGGACGCACGACCACCUCGAGAGCCUCCUCACGGACAUGCUCGAGGCCAGGGAUUUCCAACACAACACAAACGACAUGGACUGCUACUGAAUUUUUAAAUAAAAUUCCGUUUAAACCGUUGAAA
Messenger RNA from Cloeon dipterum, 2847 nucleotides. RefSeq lists its product as uncharacterized. Gene Ontology annotation, biological process: cell population proliferation; positive regulation of protein phosphorylation; DNA damage response. The record is from RefSeq and is a predicted model, not a curated record. Gene Ontology annotation, molecular function: protein binding. The transcript has 10 exons. Lineage: Eukaryota; Metazoa; Arthropoda; Insecta; Ephemeroptera; Baetidae. Gene Ontology annotation, cellular component: nucleus. The coding region runs from base 144 to 2813 and encodes 889 amino acids.